Molecule: messenger RNA, 3069 nt
Organism: Pelodiscus sinensis (Chinese soft-shelled turtle)
Lineage: Eukaryota; Metazoa; Chordata; Testudines; Trionychidae
Gene: MOGAT1
Product: monoacylglycerol O-acyltransferase 1
Biological process (GO): diacylglycerol biosynthetic process; triglyceride biosynthetic process
Cellular component (GO): endoplasmic reticulum membrane
Molecular function (GO): diacylglycerol O-acyltransferase activity
Source: RefSeq, a predicted model, not a curated record
CAGCCCCCGGCCGGCACUGCCCCCGUCCGCUGCAGCUGGCGGGGUCCCUGCGAGAGGAGGCGCGGCCAGCGCGUUCCCUUACGGAGGUGCAUUGCGGGCGUGGCCUGACUCACACAAGCCCCGCGGCUUUGGCUGCAUCCAGCGAGCGUUGCACCCCGAGACAACGGCCGGUCCUGCGCCGAGCUGAACUCCCCCCCGAGUUUGCGGGGAACACGGAGGAUCCGUUUUGCUCCGGGGGGAGCGGAACUGGGCGUAGGCGGUAGUUUGCUUUCCUCUUUCUGCGGCUAAUCGCCUUCCCGGAGAGGAGCGAGGCUUCUACCUCUGCGGGACAAGCAGGACGCGCACAACAUGAAAGUCGAGUUUGCUCCGGUUCACAUUCCCCUGGCCAGGAGACUCCAGACAGCUGCCGUGUUCCAGUGGGUCUUCUCCUUCCUCCUAUUAGCACAAUGUUGCUGUGGAAUCUUUAUCACCUUGUUUUUUGGAAAAUACUGGUUGCUACCUGUCCUCUAUGCAGUGUGGCUCUAUUUUGAUUGGGAGACCCCUCAAACUGGAGGGAGAAGAUCAAAGUGGAUCAGAAAUUGGACUGUUUGGAGGUACUUUAAGGAUUACUUUCCAGUUCACCUCAUAAAAACAUCCGAUUUGGAGCCAAGCCAUAACUAUCUAUUUGGAUUUCACCCUCAUGGCAUUCUUGUUGCUGGAGCCUUUGCAAACUUUUGCACAGAACAUACAGGUUUUAAAGAAUUAUUCCCUGGUUUUACCCCAUAUCUUCACAUCUUGCCCUUGUGGUUCGGAUGCCCUUUCUUCAGAGAUUACGCCAUGAGUGUUGGACUGGUGUCAGCCUCUAAGAAGAGUGUGUCUCAUGUGCUGAACAAUGACAGGGGUGGAAACAUUGCGGUGAUUGUGAUUGGAGGAGCAGAAGAGUCAUUGGAUGCCCAUCCUGGAAAUUUAACUUUGAGUAUCUUCAAGAGGAAAGGUUUUAUUAAAAUGGCUUUGAAAUAUGGGGCUCACUUGGUCCCAGUGUUCUCUUUUGGUGAAAAUGAACUAUUCAAACAAGUUGAAAAUCCCAGAGGAUCAUGGCUCAGAACUUUACAGGAAAGACUGCAAAAGAUUAUGGGUUUUGCCUUGCCAGUGUUUCAUGCUAGAGGAAUAUUUCAGUACAGUUUUGGCUUGAUGCCUUACCGGAAACCUAUUCACACGGUUGUUGGGAAGCCUAUCCCGGUGAAACAGAAUUUAAAUCCCACUCUUGAAGAGAUCGAGCAGCUGCAUCAGACGUACCUGCAAGAACUAAGGACAUUAUUUGAAGAACACAAAGAAAAGUAUGGCAUACCAGACCAUGAAUCUCUCUCCUUUAAAUGAAUGCAAAUUCAGGGAAUCCAGAUAUAAGAAAGUGGCCUUGUGAUGAAACAAAACAUUUCUCAGUCUGCAGCUACUCUUUACAAGAAAACUGUGUAUGCUGGAUUAAAUUGAUAGAAUCUCUUCCUAUCUUCUCAGUCAUGGAAAAUCCUUCUUCAUGUAGGGUCUGGUCCUGCAAACCUGUCUGUAUGAGUGAACCCUUUGGCUUCACUAAAAAUUGUAAGUACUUUUCCCAUGACUGGCUUAGCAGCUAUGUCAGUGAGAAUGCUAAUGGAGAUAGAACAUAGGUGUAAAUUAGACAUAUUGAAAGUGCAAAUGAAGCCGGGAUUUAAAUAUCCCGCGCUUAAUUUGCAUAAUUGUGACCGCCGCUUUUUUCCGAAAUGGGGCUUUUUGGAAAAAAACCCGGCAGUUUAGACAGGGCAUUUUUGACAGAAAUGCCCAAUUUCAAAAGAUCCUGUACUCCUCAUUUUUUGUAAUAAUCUGUUUACAGAAUAUGCCUUGUGAGGUAUCAUUUGAAAAUCCAUAAUUUGCUGAUCAUUAAUAUUCUUCUGUGAUGUAUGUAUGUGGCAGGCAGGCAGUUAUGAUUAUAUGCUGGAAUUAUGACUAAAGUGUGUGUAAACCAAGUAUAUUGGGAGAGUUGUUAAACAUAUCUAUCAGAAACAAAGGAAUGGAUGUUGUCUCAAUGUAUAAGCAAUAAACGGGACCAUCAGGACAUCACGGGGAGGAGAUGGCAAGAAACAGAAUAAUUUGCAUUUCAGCAAACACAAGCAGGGGAAGGAAGACCAUGGAGCUUCCUUCAUUACCAGACUCCAUGUUGCCUUCCUCACAACUUGAAUAAUUUUUACUUUGAGGGGUGAUCUUUGGAAGAAUGCAUUAGAAAAGUUUACUGAAUGGGGACUGAACCUCCUGUGUUAAACAACUGAAUCAAAUAAUUGUAUGCUAUGUUACGGUAUUAUACAGGUUUACAGGUCUUUUCUGAAAUCUAAUGACACAUCAGUGAUUAAUAUAAUUAUGAAGUGUAUGAUUCACGUUGUACAAGAAAAUGUUGCUAUUUAAUGAUAUUAUGUUUUCCUUUCUGUAGCCAAACAGAGAAGAACGAUCUCAGAGGGGUAGCCAUUUUAGUCUAUAUCUGCAAAAACAACAAUGAGUCCUGUGGCACCUUAGAGAUGAACAGAUUUCUUAGGACACAAGCUUGCUGGGUAAAACCCACUUCCCACAUAAGUUUAUGCCCUAAUAAAUCUAUUUGUCUCUAAGGUGCCACAGGACUCCAGGGAGAAAGAGGUUUUCUCCCAGACAGGAGCCCAGGCAGCUAUAUAACAUAAGCACGGUGGAAUCCAAACAGUGGAAGCUCCAUUUACAUACAGGGAGAUGGAAAGCCCACAGGAAGGAAAGAACCUCCUGAGGCUUCCUGCCUCUUGAAGUAAAGUCACUAAACUUGGGGAGAUGUAAGCAAGGACAAAAGUCAUUUUCGGCAUCCAGCACUCAACUGGCACAAGGGAAAAGAGAUCUUGCAGCUGAGAGAGGUGGAUCAUUCAAACAAGAAGGAGUUUUUUUUACCUGAAUAUAGGUGAGAAAUCAUCUUGAGAAAAGUAUUUUGCUGGAUCUUAAACUUUAAGAUGCAUUUUCACUUUUAUUUGCUUGUAACUCUUUCUAAUGUUAUGCCUUUUACUUGGCAUCACUUAACCUAUGUCCUCUUGUUAAUAAACUUAUUUUUAC